Messenger RNA from Leguminivora glycinivorella, 1519 nucleotides. RefSeq lists its product as uncharacterized. The transcript is spliced from 3 exons. Bases 558 to 1043 code for a protein of 161 amino acids. The record is from RefSeq and is a predicted model, not a curated record. Lineage: Eukaryota; Metazoa; Arthropoda; Insecta; Lepidoptera; Tortricidae.
AAGAAUAUCUGAAUCGAAUGCCUUAACGUGGAACUUGAAAUAAGACAGGUCAUAACACAAUGUUUGUUUACAGUCAUGAAAAUGUAAACAAAACAUCAUUGUCCGGCACGAGCGAUCCAAUUUGACGAGUGUUGUUAUUUAGGGUGGGGCUUCAGUUCAUAAGUCUAUCCAGGUUGAAAAUCGCAACCAGAAUUAAGCCAGUCCAUCCCACUGUUUGAAUUGUUCACCUGAUGCUAUAUAAGGACUGAUACUAUAUUAUAUUGGCUGAAAACUCAGAAAACUAGGGAUAUACCGACCAGGUCGACUACCGACUACUCGGCGCUUGAGUCGGUUGAUCGGCUAGAGCAUCAUUUUCGACUAAAUUCAGUACAAUUUUCGAUUUAUCUCCGGCUACAAAUGUGGCCGAAUAGUCGGCCUUCCCAACUAAUCGGGGACUAGUCGGCACAACUGAAAAUAUAUAUGUUUCUUUUCACAAUGAAGCCCUACCCUAUUCCGAGCAUCAUGUUUUCUACAAAGACAGCGAUUUUCUUUUAUUCAGAAUCUUAAAUAGACGCGUGAUGGCCGUUUGGUGGAGGUUGCUCCUCGUCAUCUUAGCCGCAAUUGAGUGUUUGAGUGGCGAAAAAACAUAUGCAACCGAGCCAGAAUACGUGGCCUUGGGGUACUUCAAAAAGUCCCAAAGACUGCUGAAUUCACUUAUACCUCAUGAGUAUCAGGACCCGGUGCAGGAAGUUGCCAGAUCCAACAGAGAUUAUCCAGAUUCUCCACAUGCAGCUUCAAGAGCGAGUCGAGACUAUCCAGAUCUUGCGCGGGGAUUUCACAGAAAAAUGUCGAAGUUGCUAGAUGAAGAAAUCAGCCAAGAUUACGAGCACAACCUCGACUCAUUCAGUCCUAUAAUCGGGAAGCGUCGUGUGCGCUCUCAAAGGAUGCGUCGUGAGAAACUAAAUCUUCAGGGAGUGCGAAGCCAUCGUGCGCAUUCUCUCGAUGCCGGUCGUCGCCGGAGACUACAACCUGAACCAACCUCAGAACAGUCAGAACGAUACUAGGAUUAUUAUUUAGGUCUUAAGAAUGAAAACAUAAAGCCAGCCAUUCUCAAAGCCCUUGAUCCGCGAGGCCUCUGUUUGCAUUAAUUUUAAACAGUCGUUACAAAAACUUUGAGAACUGCUGCUUUGAAAUAGAAAUUGAUUGAGAUAGAAAUAUAAUAGAUAUUGAUCGAGAAAUUAAGAAAAUAUAAAAGUCUCUAAAUAAUGUAUAAUUACAGUCUAUCAAGCCAUUCAGCAAAAAUUAAGACAGUUAUUUUUGUCUGUCAAGCCAUUUCCGCCAGUAGAAAAUGACAGACUGACAGACAGACAGACGGAUAAUAGAGUCUCAACUUAAGGGUUCGUUUUGUACCUUUUUGUUAGGGAACCCUAAACACGGCAAAUUUAGUCACUGUAUUGUUACCGUCCAAUAGAAAAUAUGAAUUUUGUGCCUUUUUGUACUAACAAACUAACACAAACAAAUAAUAAACGCCACGUGCUUA